AAUAAUUAGCAGGGUUGCAAAACAUAAACAAGGUAUAUUAUGUCAUAGAGAUAUUAUUAGAAGUUCUAGUUAGUUUCAUCCGAACUUCGUGUUUUUUUCUUGUGGAUCAGAUGGACGACCUAGCUGCCCUGGAGGCGCUGCUUGAGAGCAAUCAAGCGUUGCUGGCGGUGCGUCCCAUCGAUGUGGAGGAGUCGAAUAUCAAAAUGAAAAAUCCCCCCUCCCCAUAUCGAAACGACGUUUCUGAUGCUGGAUUUCCAUACACAAAUCACAUUUGUCUUGCAGUAGAGGACUGCAGGCAUAUGUCAAGCCUCAUUCGAGAGGUUUUGACGUAGGUGCCUAGCAUGCCAAACGUGUACGCUCUACGCCCAACAGCAUCACAAACCGCCUGCAAAAUGCGGGGCGCUCUCUGGACUUGCCUUCUUGCAAGACGGACAGGAUUUGAGCUCACAAAUGCGCAUCGCAAAUUUUCAGACGGAUACGUUUUCAAUAUGGGGAGGGAGGAUUUUUCCUUACGAUAUCGAAGCUGAAGCAGGAAUGGGCGGACGUACUGGAAACAUGGCAAAGUAUCGACCGCCUGUGGAUCUUAUCACAUGCAAAAGUGUCUGGGUCUGGAAGGUUAGAACUUGUGAUGCGGAUUAUGGAAAAGGCAAAAAUUUGUAUUGCGUGAGCGCCAAAACCAAAAGCUGCUCAAUUCUUGUUGCGCAAUUAGGAAAUUGCUCAUGCACAGUAUGCAUCAGAAGGCCUGCGCAAAACCUGUAAUGCUUUUGCGUGCAUUACAGACGGGUUGCACAAUCCAACAGUGAUGCAUGACAAACAAGGGCACUCCUCCCGACCCAGACAUAUUUGCAUUUGAUAGAUCUCCCAGGAGUGGAACCGGAGCGACCAAGACCUGGUUCGGAUCUUAUCAACUGCAAAAAUGUCUGGGUCUGGAAGAGUCGGGGCUUGUCAUGCACAUUUUGCAUGACCCGUAACUAAGGUCUGUGGUGCUGGUGCUAGCAUCACAGAUUUUGUGCGGGCUUCUUGAUGCUAAUUACGCAUGAGAAAUGCCCUCUCUGCGUGCCAAGAGCUGAGUCCUCUUGCUGUUCAUGCAACACAGAUAUUUUUAGAAUCCGCAGACAGCAUUACAAGUUCCACUCUUCGAGACCCAGACAUAUUUGCAAUCCAUAGGCCUUGCGGCGGAACAAAGAGGACUACGAGAAGGAAGCGGAGGCGGACGUGCUGCUGCUGCGAAACCACCAAACCAUGGUGAACGCGAAAAAGAAUUUAGUGGACGGAGCGCGCAAAAAGAAACAGCAGGCGGACGAGGCACUGCAGAAGGCGAUUCAGCAGAAGGAAGAACUGCUGCAGAAGUUUGGUGGAAAGAUCUCAGUCGCGCUGGCCCCCGUGGCACGGAACCGCGAGCAGCGGGUGAAGAAAGCCAUGGAGCUACAGCAUAAAGCCACACUGUAUGGCGUUCUCAAACGUUACAUUGUCAGCUGUUACAUGAUUUGUCAUGCAAAAUUGCCUUCAGAAUCGACACGAUCGAGCUGCUCCGCACGACAAAGUCCCAGAGGGCCAAACAGGCUGAUAAUCGGCGCCAAAUCUGUCAUGCAAGACGCGCGCGAUCCCUCCUAUUACUUUUCCCAUUCUUGCAUCGCAAAUCCAUGUAACAGUUGAGAAUGUAACAGUUGAGAGCGCCAUACACUGGAGCUGUCGGCGAAUCUGGAAACGCUGGAAAAAGCAGAACUGGCAGCGCGGAACUUUGUCGAAGGGACAAAGUCGCGCAUCGCGGAGCAGCAGCAGCGAGAGCAGCAAAUCCUGGACCUCUGUCGCCAGAGCUUCCAGAAAAUUACGGUGCCGCCGGGGGCGACUUCAGCCAGCAGCAGUAGUACAGGCGGCACCGCAACCGCCACAGCAGUCCCCAGAACAACUGAAAGCGACGAGCUGAGCAGCGCGACCGGGGCCGCACCGCCGGAUCAACGACACUACGAUUUUGGAAGCGCAUCAGCCGGCACCCCGCACGAGUCCGGCACUACAGGUGCUCCCGCGACGGGCAGUGGCCGC
Molecule: messenger RNA, 2043 nt
Organism: Amoebophrya sp. A120
Lineage: Eukaryota; Dinophyceae; Syndiniales; Amoebophryaceae
Source: the annotation of a GenBank genome assembly